Messenger RNA from Hirsutella rhossiliensis, 489 nucleotides. RefSeq lists its product as uncharacterized. The record is from RefSeq and is a predicted model, not a curated record. The coding region runs from base 1 to 489 and encodes 162 amino acids. Lineage: Eukaryota; Fungi; Ascomycota; Sordariomycetes; Hypocreales; Ophiocordycipitaceae. The transcript has a single exon.
AUGUCGUUCAAUAGCCUCCAUGUCUUCCGGUCUUUUGGCGCGCUCUUCGCCAAAGUGACGUCCCCUAUUGCGUCCCUCAUGGAAAACGAGAACUUCUCAAAGUUCUACCGAGAGGCCUAUGGGAUCCACAUCAACAUGCGGCUUUUGAAGUCCUGGUUCGACCUCAAGGCACACAAGCAACCAGGAUGGCGCAUCAUCGAAAUUGGCGCGGGAACCGCUUCCACCACUUUGCCAGUCCUGAAUCAGCUUGGCAAGGACAGCGAAAUGUCUCCUCCCAGCUUCUCACACUGGACCUUCACUGACAUCUCUGCCGGGUGGUUUGAGAAUGCCAAGAACACCCUCCACGACCGGAAGUCUCGCGUUGAGUAUAAGGUUUUGGACAUUGACAAGGAUAUAGUAGUAGUCGUCACGGCCCGCUAUAGGGGCUCGAUAAAGAUGCCUCGGAUAUUUGCCGUCAUUUCUAGCAUAUUGGACAUGACGUGGCUGUAA